CAGACGAUUGAGGACCAUUGACUGAGUAAUACUGCUGAACUGACGUCGAUAAAAAUUUAUUGUAUAUGAUAAGACAAACGGUGUAAAUAAUUGAUUUACAUACAUAAGUGCAGUUUACCAACGCGUGUCUCCUGAAUCGCGGCCUUGUUAUCUCAGCGGCAAUUGCCGCUUCGUGUGUGUGUGUGUGUGUUUUAUGCGUGCCUGCUAAUAAACUCACAAACACUUUACAGCCGCCGCCCGCCUUGCCAGCUGUAAAACAUAUUCUGAUUUGUGAAACCAGAAUUUUGUAAUAUUCAGGGUGCAGUGACAAGUUGAGUAGCAACAACGACUGCUGCAAGGGUAGAAGGAGGCAUCAACAUCCUCGAGGUCGCAAGCGACACCUACAGGUGCGGAACAGAAAACCUAAAGAUGUCCACCGCCUUUUUAACGCUCAUCGCCGUCAUCGUGUGCAUUCUAUUCCGCAUCCUCAAUGUACACAGCCAGCCACUGAAGCCCAGCGUUUGGUGUCUCGAUGAGCAGUUUCUGGAUUGUUUGUACAAAAUAGCGCCGGUGCUGCGCGAGCCCUAUGUCCCACCACGCCUUUGGGGUUUCAGCGGUCAUGUUCAGACCGUAUUGCAUAGCAUUGUUGGCCGUGUACGUUGCCCCUGGCCGCUGGGUGAGCGCGUCUAUCUGUCGCUGCCCGAUGGCUCUACAUUAACAUACGAUCUCUAUCAGCCGCUGAAGGAGCAGGAGGAUGACAUCACUGUGGCUAUUUGCCCGGGCAUUGCGAAUAGUUCGGAAUCGGUUUAUAUACGCACCUUUGUGCACUUGGCCCAGUGCAACGGAUUUCGCUGUGCCGUUAUGAAUCAUAUUGGCGCCCUGCGUACCGUACAAGUAACCUCGACACGCAUAUUCACCUAUGGCCACACGGAGGACUUUGCCGCCAUGGUGGAGCAUUUACAUCAAAAGUAUAACCAGAAUCGCAUAGUCGCCGUUGGCUUUAGCUUGGGUGGGAAUCUCGUGACCAAGUACAUGGGCGAAAUGCAAAAAACUAAACCGAAUAGUGUCAUUGGCGGCAUCUCCAUAUGCCAGGGCUACAACGCCGUCGAGGGCACCAAAUGGCUGCUGAACUGGCAGAACUUCCGUCGCUUCUAUUUGUAUAUCAUGACCGAGAACGUGAAGAGCAUCAUUUUGCGUCAUCGUCAUGUGCUGCUCUCUGAUGAGGUGAAGGCACGUCAUAAUCUCAAUGAGCGUGAGAUUAUAGCGGCUGCAACACUGCCGGAACUAGACGAGGCUUAUACGCGACGUGUCUAUAACUUUGCGUCGACCCAAGAGCUUUACAAGUGGAGCUCAUCUCUAUUCUAUUUUGACACUAUCGAAAAACCGAUGAUAUUUAUUAAUGCCAAGGAUGAUCCACUGGUGCCUGUCGAGUUGCUGCAUCCAAUUAAGGAGUAUGCGAGCACUCGUCAAAAAUCAGCAUAUGUUGAAGUGGCGCAUGGCGGUCAUUUAGGAUUCUAUGAAGGCGGCUUCCUAUAUCCCAAUCCGGUCACUUGGCUAGAUCGCACGCUAGUUGCCAUGGUUGGCUCUUUGGUCCUGAUGCAUGCAGGCGGAAGCAAAGUGGCGACAUAAAGAGUCGGAUAACCCCUAUACUCUGUCAAAAUUUUUGAUGCCGCUGAACUAAAAAAUGCAUUUUGUUUUUGCCAAAAUUCCAUGUUGCUGUCAAAUGAGUCUUAUACAAAGUAAAACACAAUACAUAUAAAACCACUAUCAAUUUGGUGUAAACGAAGGACAUUUAUAUGAUGUAAACUUUUAAAAGUGCAUUUAAAACAGAGCAUUGAAUUGUAUUGUAUUGCGUUUAA
Messenger RNA from Drosophila montana, 1838 nucleotides. It is a transcript of the gene Hydr2, whose product is annotated as abhydrolase domain-containing protein 2. Bases 409 to 1608 code for a protein of 399 amino acids. Lineage: Eukaryota; Metazoa; Arthropoda; Insecta; Diptera; Drosophilidae. The record is from RefSeq and is a predicted model, not a curated record. Gene Ontology annotation, cellular component: sperm flagellum; sperm plasma membrane. The transcript is spliced from 6 exons. Gene Ontology annotation, molecular function: acetylesterase activity; monoacylglycerol lipase activity. Gene Ontology annotation, biological process: acylglycerol catabolic process; medium-chain fatty acid biosynthetic process; medium-chain fatty acid catabolic process.